CGUCAAGCCAAAAUCUCGUGACUGAUUGAUCGAUUUUGUGUAAUUUCUUUUCUCAAAAGCACCUUAGAAUCCACAUUUUUGACUUUCUGAUCGCCCUUUGGUUUGCUAGGCUUGGCGCUUAACAUUGGAAAGUGAACCAGCACAACUUAGCAGUUGAAUAUCAAUUUGAAGAGAUGGCACAGGUCCAUAGACAACAAGAAAAACCUCCAGAGUAUUCUGAAUAUCCACCCCAGCCACCGGCAGGUUACCAGCCACAGCAAGGAUACCAACAACCAUAUCAGCAAGGAUAUGGUGCUGCCCCUGGUUACCAACAAGGUGGACCCUACCAAGCAGCUGGAGCUCCACCAGGCUAUCAGCCUAUUCCAACACAGCAGCCAACUUAUCUGGUUCCACAAGGCACAGCUAUAACUGUCCAACCACAGUCAUCAGUUGUUGUAGUCGGGGGAUGUCCUGCUUGUCGGGUUGGAGUUCUGGAGGAUGAUUUUACUUGUCUUGGAGUUUGUUGUGCAAUAUUUUUCUUCCCAAUUGGAAUUCUUUGCUGUUUGGCAAUGCGACAGAGACGAUGCCCAAAUUGUGGCGCCAUCUUCAGUUGAAGGGGGAAUUAAAAUCUUUUACCUGCAGGAAUAGACUGCUUUUAUAAAUUAUCUUGUGAACGAUUCAGUGGUAGGAUAAUAUCAGUUUCUCUUCUAAAUCACAAUUAAAGUGGAUUGCUAUUACUUUUCAUAGGAAAAGGAAAAUAAGGUGAAGUCCAUUUUUAAAGGCUAACUGCAUGAAUUGAUAUGGAUUUGCUAUGCAUUGCAUUGUAUAACCUGCAACCAGUAGACUGAAAUUACUUUUUUGGGAUGCUCCUAAACUGCUAAUAUUAUGUUCCAUCACCAAUUAUUGUGGUCACAAGUCAUCUUUCUCUCUACAUGUAGGUCUGGUCAUGUUUGCUUUGGUGAAUUGUGUCAUUUUGCCUUGCACUGGUCAUGAGUCAUGUGCAGCAAAACACAUACUGAUAAUGGUGAAGGAGAUGGCUUUCUAUUAUGUGGCAGCUUGCCAGAUUUUAGACUGUGGAGAACAUUUGUCAGACGAUACCUAUAUGUUAUUGUUACAAUCGGUAGGGAGUCAAUGGUGACUCAGCUUUAAUUUCACUCUAAAUGAUUUUGAAAUUGUGGGUAUAAUUGUUUUGUAAUCAGUGGACAUAUAUUUUGAUUUGAAGCAAUUGCCUGAAUGGCUUCAUCGAUUCAUAAUCGGCCAAAAUUGGUGUAUAUGCUGAACAUUUCAAAUGUCCUAUAAAGUCUAUAAUUGUUAUCACAACUUUAAGUAUGUGAAAUUAUUCCGCUCGGAUGAUGGUCACAGAAUGAUAGAACCAGUAAUGUCAGAUUGGCAGGUUUCAGGUAUGAUAUUACGUUGUUAUAAUGGCUGCAUAACGGGGUUGGUUUGAUAAGGAAUGAUAACGAACUUCCAGUUUAAUACUCGUCUUGCAAAGACGAUGAUCAAAAUUACCGUCAAGGGUGCAAAUAUCAGUGAACAUGUUAAAAGGUGUGUGGCCUAACUGACCAUUUAGUGACCUUGCAGUCUGCUGGCUGAACGUCUGGUGAGUCACAUAAUUGAUUUAGCAUUAUCAGGUGAUCGAACAGGUCAAGCUUAAUACUUAUAAAAUUCAAUAUCUGUGUCAGUCAUAACACAUUGUACAGUGUACAGAAUGAACUCUCUCAUGUAGGUUUCAACCAAUUAUACUCAUCGACCUCAGAUCCAUGGCAAACACGCAUGUACAUGGUUAUGUUGUACCUUGUAGAACCGGAUUAAAACCAGCCAUGAACCUAUUGUACAGCUGGUUUGUCAACAGACGACAAUCUUGUACCCCCGUCAAGUAAUUUUUUUGAAGGGUUCAUCCCCGUUGGACAAUAGAAACAAGAGGUGGAACAGUUCUUUGCAGAACUGAUGGAACAUUGCAUCUGAAAUUUGGCCGGUAUAAUUUCAUGCAGCAUGCUAACUUGGCCUUGCUUUGAUCUGGAAGCUUUAUGAUAAAUAUGUAAAUUUAGUUAGAUUUUAUGGCUUUGGUGGCCGGAUAGAAAAGUAACAUCCAUUCAUAAGGUGUGAAUAAAGGUGAUACUCAGUGAAAUAAAAAAUGUUAUUUAAUAUUGCAAAAAUAUGUCUAUACUGUCAUUAGUCAAUAAAAUAUAUUUUGUCUA
This is a messenger RNA of Lineus longissimus, 2177 nucleotides long. Its product is annotated as membrane protein BRI3-like. NCBI's taxonomy places the organism in Eukaryota, Metazoa, Nemertea, Pilidiophora, Heteronemertea, Lineidae. The coding region runs from base 174 to 593 and encodes 139 amino acids. The transcript has 4 exons. The record is from RefSeq and is a predicted model, not a curated record.